GGUCUAAACACUAAUAGCAGCACCACGGCUCGGAGUCUCUGACCCGACCGCGCGGGGGGGCAUGUGAUGCGACGCAUGUGAACACCACCGGAACGAGACGGAAUCCCGAGCACCGCGCCUUUAAACCAACCGACGACAACCGCCCGCGCUCACCGUCCUCCCUCCCGGAGCUCCCCCUCUCCCCGUAGAAGUUUCAAUUCAAGUGUCAUCUCCCAAGCAAGCGCUCGCCGGCAGCGGCGGUCCACCACCGCCCACGUUCUCAGCACCUUAUAAAGCUUCCUUCCGCCUCACACCUGCUCGUCAAACUCAAACCCCCGAUCGUUGGACAAUGGCGAGCGCGCCCGCCGAGGUGCCGUCCCACUUCCUCUGCCCCAUCUCGCUGCAGCUCAUGCGCGACCCCGUCACGCUGCCCACCGGCAUCUCCUACGACCGCGCCGCCAUCUCACGCUGGCUCGCCGCGCCCGCGCCGGCCGGUGGCCGCACCUGCCCCGUCACGCGCGUGCCGCUCCCGCCGCAGCCGCCGCUCACGCCCAACCACACCCUGCGCCGCCUCAUCCACGCCUGGCUCGCGUCGCUCUCCCCCGGGGCGGAGGUCGACGAGGACGUGGCGGCGCUGCGGGCGCCCGCGUCCGGCGCCGAGGUGGCCGCGCUCCUGUCCGACGCCGCCGCGGCGCAGGUCGAGGCGCUCAAGAGGCUGCGGGAGCUGGUGGCCGAGUGCGAGGACAACCGCGCGGUGCUCGAGUCCCAGGAUGGGGUGUUCGAUGCGUUGUCUCGCGUCGUGAGCAGUGGCGAUGCGUGCUCGACGGCGCGCGAGGAGGCGGUCGGUGUCCUCGCAUCGCUCCGGAUCCCGGAGCCGGAGCUGGCCAGCGUCGUGGCCAGGUACAGCAACCUCGGGGAAGCACUCACGGCCGUGCUCCGGUCCUCCAACCUGAAAUCGCGCGCGAACGCUGUUCUGCUCGUGAGGUACCUCUCGGAAGCGGCCUGGCCGGCCUGGGUCAUCGGGCUGAGCCCGGAGCUUCUCGCCGAGGUGGUCCGCGUGCUCCGCGACCGCAUCUCAACACGGGCGACUAAGGCUGCGCUGCAAGCGCUCGCCGCGCUCUGCCCCUACGGCCGAACCCGUGUCAAGAUCGUUGGCGCGGGCGCGGUGCCGGCGCUCGUGGACCUCCUGCUCGACGACCCCGAGAGGCGCGUCUGCGAGCUCGCGCUGGCGGCGCUGGACCGGCUGUGCACGUGCGCCGAGGGCCGCGCCGAGCUGGUCGCGCACGCGGCUGGCCUGGCCGUGGUGGGCAAGAAGGUGCUGCGGGUGUCGGAUGUCGCCAGCGAGCGGGCGGUGCGCGUGCUGCGGUCCGUGGCGCGGCACGCGGCGACGCCCGCCGUGCUGCAGGAGAUGGCGCAGUCCGACGUCGUGGCCAAGCUGUGCGCGGCGCUGCGGUCGGAGCAGUGCGGGUUGAGGACCAAGGAGAAGGCGCACGAGGUGCUCAAGCUGCACGCCAGGACCUGGAGGACCUCGCCCUGCCUGUCUCCAAAAUUUUUGGGGCUCUACCCUUCGUGAUGAUUGGGGAAGGGACGUUUUCCUGUU
Panicum hallii is the source of this 1579-nucleotide messenger RNA. Its product is annotated as E3 ubiquitin-protein ligase PUB23-like. The transcript has a single exon. The record is from RefSeq and is a predicted model, not a curated record. NCBI's taxonomy places the organism in Eukaryota, Viridiplantae, Streptophyta, Magnoliopsida, Poales, Poaceae. Gene Ontology annotation, biological process: protein ubiquitination. Gene Ontology annotation, molecular function: ubiquitin protein ligase activity; protein binding. The coding region runs from base 329 to 1552 and encodes 407 amino acids.